Messenger RNA from Sesamum indicum (sesame), 2322 nucleotides. Its product is annotated as heme oxygenase-like, multi-helical. The record is from RefSeq and is a predicted model, not a curated record. Lineage: Eukaryota; Viridiplantae; Streptophyta; Magnoliopsida; Lamiales; Pedaliaceae. Gene Ontology annotation, cellular component: cytosol.
GUAGCCAUCACUUCUUAGUUUCAUCCGUCGAAUUUCUCCAGUUGAAAGAGACUGUACUGCUCCUCCGCCAUACACCGCCCCCUACUCCUCCGCUGCCGCCACCUUCUCAACAAGAAGCCAAGAAAUCCAAUCAAGAAGAGCAUAAAGUCCAUAAGAAUAAGAGAUUCAUUGCGAUUUUGAUGCAAAAGCUGUUCCAUUUCUCCAAAACCCUAUUCCCACUCUCGCUAAAUUUGUUGCCAAAACCCUCGUCCGCUUCUUCUCCGGUGCCUCAUUCUUCAGUGUUCGUUCCCUGCUUCCGAUCUUACAAAUCUGCGUCAACCACCGGUGAUUUUAUCAAAAUCUCGAUGGCAUCGUCGGCAACGGUGAAGUUGCCGGCGUCACCGAUAGAAGAGGGUUUAGGGAGGAGAUUUUGGAUCAAGUUUAGAAAGGAGUGGACCCAAGCUCUCUACACUCCUUUUGUGGUCAGUUUGGCCGCCGGAAAUCUCAAACUCGAUACAUUUCGCCAUUAUAUCGCGCAGGACGUACAUUUCCUCCGCGCCUUUGCGAAAGCGUAUGAAAUGGCUCAGGAGUGUGCGGAUGAUGAUGAUGCAAAAGUUGGGAUUAACGAAUUGCGGAAAAGUGUUCUAGAAGAGCUUAAAAUGCAUGAUUCAUUUGUUCAAGGAUGGGGUUUUGAUUUGCCCAAAGAGAGCACUCCACACGCUGCAACUGUUAAGUAUACAGACUUUUUACUGGCAACAGCCUCUGGAAAACUUGAAGGAGUAAAAGCUCCUGGUAAACUGGCCACUCCUUUUGAGAAAACAAAAUUGGCAGCUUAUACUCUUGGUGCUAUGACUCCUUGUAUGAGGCUUUAUGCCUUUCUGGGCAAGGAGUUGGAGGCAUUUCUGGAUCCCAAUGAAGUUCAUCUUUAUAAGAAAUGGAUUGACAAUUAUUCAUCUGAUGUUUUUCAGGCUGCAGCUUUGCAAACAGAGGACCUUCUGGACAAGUUAAGUGUGUCUUUAACUGGGGAAGAGCUUGAUGUCAUUGAAAAGCUCUAUCAUCAAGCUAUGAAACUGGAAAUAGAGUUCUUCCUAGCUCAGCCGCUUGCUCAGAAAACUGUUGUUCCUCUAUCUAAAGAGCAUAAUCCGGCAGAACAUUGUCUCAUGUUAUUUUCAGAUUUUGAUUUGACAUGCACUGUUUUGGACUCAUCUGCCAUCUUGGCAGAAAUAGCUAUUAUAACCGCCCCAAAAUCAGACCAAAAUAAAUCAGAAAACCAACUUUCUCGGAUGUCUUCAGUCGAGUUAAGAAGUACAUGGGGAGAACUUUCCAAAGAAUACACUGAAGAGUAUGAACAGUGUGUAGAAAGCAUCUUGCUUUCAAAUAAAGUGGAAAAAUUCGAUUAUGAAGGGCUGCGAAGAGCACUCGAAGACCUCUCAGAUUUUGAGAAAAAAGCAAAUCUGAGGGUGAUAGAUUCUGGGGUGCUUAAGGGUCUGAAUGUCGAUGAUAUAAAACGAGCUGGUGAACGCCUUAUUCUCCAAGAUGGUUGUACCAGUUUCUUCCAGAACAUGGUUAAGAGUGAGAAAUUGAACACAAAUGUCCAUGUCCUGUCCUAUUGCUGGUGUGGAGAUCUCAUCCGGUCUGCUUUUUCCUCAGGUGGCUUGGACUCUGUGAAUAUACAUGCAAAUGAGUUCAUCUACGAAAACUCUUUAUCCACGGGCGACAUUGUUAAGAAAGUUGAGUCUCCUCUCGACAAGGUUGAAGCUUUUACUAAUAUUCUGCAGAACUGCUGCAAGGAUCAGAAGAUUCUGACAGUAUAUAUUGGAGAUUCAGUGGGUGACUUACUUUGCUUGCUUGAGGCAGAUGUUGGUAUCGUGAUAGGUUCAAGCUCAAGUCUGAGGAGAGUGGGAAGUCAUUUUGGUGUUUCUUUUGUUCCUCUAUUCCCAGGUUUAAUCGAGAAACAGAAACAGUUUGCUGAGGAAAGUUCAUCUGGGUGGAAGGGCCUGUCGGGAGUUCUAUAUACAGUAUCUAGCUGGGCAGAGAUUCAUGCUUUCAUUCUUGGAUCAUAGAAAACAAUUUGAGAGAUGUUCAUAUAAUAGGAUACAUAUACAAGCUUGGUGGCUGUUUUUGUCUCAGGCCACCAAUCACCUCUGUUGUUUUUGGUACAGGGUCUUCUAAUCAGCAAUGAGCUGUGUAUCGUUCCCUUUGUUUUUUACUAUGGGGAUCAUUCAGAACUGUAAAUGCAAUUCUUUUGCCUGGUGCUCUUCUACUCGUCGAACCUUUUACUCACUCCUGCUUGAACCCUGCCCCAUUCGAUGUGUAUAAUAUUGGGUUUUUACAUUUGAAUGA